UAUUAAAAAUAAUAAUAUACUGAAACAUAAAUAGUAAUUUUAAAAACAAAUGCAAAAGCACAUCUUGAUAAAGAUGGUACAAGUGUUCUUUGGCAUUCUGACAUUAUUAAAUAAAACAGGAUUAAUAAUUAAAUCGGUAUAAUUAGGUAAGUUACUCUUAAUUAGAAAUACUUAAAACGAUACAGGAAAAACCUUGAAAAAUUUUUCACAUCUCUAUUCAGCAUUAUUUACAAUCUCGGAAUGUUUCGUGUAUCAUUUUUGUUCAUUAUACUUUUCAUUGCAUGAACGAUUAAAGUUGACGCUCAAUAUGUCCUUCAUGGGUGCAACAGUAAUGUAGGAGUUGCGGCUUACGCAAUUACAGAAAAAGAAACGAAGGGACCUUUCAUGGUUCACUGGCACAUGUAUUAGUAUUCUUAUUUCAUUCCCAACAGAAAUCGCUCCAUUCUGUAUACAAUCGUGGCCGUCUGGUGGAACAAACUGAUUAUGCAUCGCUAACACUAAACGCACACUGUCGUCUCGUCGUUUCAUCUUCGUUUACGAAAGACAUAUCGUGUACACUCGCGAUAAUACGAAUAUGUAAAUUAUGACAAGUUGCUGCAUAAAUGCGAGAAUAUAUAACACGCAGAGGUCUGCCGUGUUAGAGGUAGGCGCGUAUCUAGGACUGUAAGCGCUACAAGAAAUUAAUUAAAAUUUUCCUCUUAUUUUGUCCUCAUUGAAAUCCGUAUUAUUAAGAUUAUACUAAAAUCAUAAAAUUUAUUUUAAAUUAUAGCGUAAAUUUCUAAAAUUUAUUAUUAUGUAUCGAAAGAAAAUUAAUGUUCUUUUGCAUAAUUAUUCAACUAUAAUAUUUCGUGAUUAUAAUGAGCAAGUGAUUUUUAUAAUCUUCAAAUAAGCAAUAAAAAUUCUUUGAUUCAUAUCAGAUGAAAUCGAGAGGGAGACACUCGACCUUCGUUCAUUUGCGAGAAGUAAUUUGAGCGCGCCUCGCCCUUUCUUUCCUCAAGUUUGAAAUGUCAGUUGUGCGGAAGUGUCUCGCAUCGGAAGGCUCCGAAGACCCGUUCCGAAAAUCACCAGAUUAACCAGCAAUCCCCUUCUAAUGCCGAACCGCGGCAAACUGCGCCGCCGUUUUCACAUUUGAGGGAAUAUCGGGCGUGCUAAACGGUGGGGACUGUGCAUUACCUGACAGCGCGCAAGCAGCGCGCGGUCGAGGCGGUUCAUUCGUCCCGUGGCGUCGUCGUGCUCCGAUACGUCAGUCCGUGUUUGCUCGGCCGUCAACGUAGACGACGGGCGAACGGCGAAAACACGUUUUGCAAGUGCCAUGUGAAAAUAAGAUCGGCUCUCUCGGUUCGCGGCGAAGAACUCACGUGGAUUUUUAACUGCGAUGCACCGGCGAUACCGCGCGGUGAUGGCGCUGAACAAAUAAUAACAGUGACGUGUGCAGAUGAUGGUUGCCGUAGGUUUCAAUUCUGACGGCGACGAGAAGUCUCGUUAACCAGAUUGGCAUAUCAUUACCAUUCGGUUAUGUUAAAUGUUUACCGGCCGAAAAUAAAUUGCAAGGCCAAGUCGCCAUUGUUUUGCGUUUAAAUUGCCUUCGAGCUCGAUCCGUCACGCGCAGAAAGCUUCUUUGGUGAAAGAUCUCUACCAGUUUCGUUAAGAUCACUUUCACGGCCGUACAUUUACAUGUUUUCGCGCAUAUUGAUUAACACACAUUCGCAAAAGUGUUUCCAUCUUCGCUUCCGGAAAACUUCACUCAAAGUCAAUCGACGUUAAACCUUCGCGAAGAAAAGUUCUCGACGGAAGGAUUUUACACGACAAUUGUACUUAAUUAAGUAGUCUUUUAAUGAAAAGAAAAUGUUAAUUAAAAAAAAAAUGAAACGAUUUGUUUCGGAUCUCGGUCAAUGACGUUUCGACCAGCUGAAGACCGUGUUGCUCUGCCUGUUGAGCACAAACAGGUACCAGAUAACCGAGUGUAAUAAGGUGUGCAAAUAAUUUAUUCCGCAUGAGACCGGUAGAAUAACGCUAGGAAUUUAUUGCGUGAAGGAUCAGAAGUCAAGAUGAUAACGGUGCCGGUAUCAACCUCCAGUCCCUAUAGGUCUUACAGCGACGGCAGUAAGGUCGUUAAAGAGCCCUUGAUGACGGAAGAUCAUCCUUCGCCGAAGUUGCAAAUUAGCAAAGGCUUCUUGAAAGACAUGAAGGAACAUUCGGCAGCCCAACGAAUGGAGAGGGAUAAGGACUUGCCACAGCGGUCGCAGAGCAGCGCGGCUAGCUUGAUGUCUAUAGGCGCCGAUAUAUCUCCGAGUUCUUCCCAAUUUUUUGAAGUAUUCUAUAUCGGCAAAAUCAAAGUAUCUCAUCCAAAAGUACCAGAAUCGUUUAUUGAUGACGCCUUGAUAAAGUUUCGUGUUCAUGGACUUGAAAAAUCGAGGUCUUCAACGAAUAAUCUUCUGUCAGAUUGCCAACGGCUGAAACGUCAAGCUUUGAUGUCUUCCAUUAAUAGAAGAAAUAGUACGGAAUCUACCGCGAGUGAAUCAGGCAGUAUCGAAAAUGUGUCGGGAAACGGUAUAAUUCCAAGCGUGAAUCCGCUUGGAAUACCGCCAGUUUUAAGCGGGUCCGUGGAGACUUUUCCAAGAACAAUCGCCAAUCCCGCAGAAAAUGAUAGUCAUGAUGGAAAUCGGAUUUCCGACUCUUCCGCUAAUUCUAAUAUCACUGUACCUGAAAUCAUGCGAAAUCGUGCCGCCUCUACUGGCAGUGUUUUAAGUGGCAGAAGAGAUUCUGCUGUCAAAGGAAACGAUGAUCACAAUCGCACUAUGGUUUUUCAGGUAGGACGAUUUGAUCUAAGAUUGAUUAGCCCUGAUAGAAAGCAGAUUCUUCUACACAAACAAUUAAAAGACGUAGCCAGUUGUGCGCAAGGUGUGAAAAAUCCCGAUCACUUUGGAUUUAUUUGCAAAGAAACGGAAUACUUCAUCGGGUAUGUCUUCAAAUGCCAAUCCGGAUCAGUCGCGGAUGACCUUGUUACAGCGAUUAGUCAAGCUUUUCUUACAACCUGUGAUAUCACAAGAAAGCAGAGGUAUCCUGUAUUUUCUUGCGAUCACUGUCCUAUGUACUGGUAUAAUAAAUUAUGCCAAGAAAUUGAAGGACAAAAUGAUAGAAAAGCGCAAAGUAUUAUUUUUUCUCGCAUGGAACAAUUACCAGAGGAUGAGCAGGAAAUUGUUGUGAACAAAUAUAAAGGCGCCGAAGCUGCAGGUAAUAUUGGUGCAAGCUCCUCGAGUUUACGAGAGCAAAAUCAAUUCUUAAUGCAACUAUUGCGUGCUCAUUGCGAGUUGAAACAAGCUAGGCAUGUACACGAUACGGCGGAGAAUAGGAGUGAAUUUCUCAAUCAAUAUCUUAGCGUUGGCGUUGGUAGCACGAUAUUUAUGAAAGCAAAACGCUCUCUUACGAAUAGUUUUGACACUCUUAUGAAGAGGAAAAGUUCGCGUGACGAUUUUGGCUUGGGUCCACAACUGAGAGAUACGAAUCAUCUAAUUACGGGAAUACAAAAGAAUGGUAGCCAGAGUCCAGAUAAUUCGCGACAAUCAUCUAUAUUGGACAUUUCACCAGACUCCAGUAGACCAAGAUCAUUGCGUGUUUCACCUGAACAGCAAAUAGUUGUAAAUAAUGGACCAAAGAGUUCCAUGAUGGACAUCUUUUUAAAAGUUGGUAAUUCACCGAAAACUUCCCCCACGGAAACUGAUGGAAAUAGCACGAUACAAACCAAUAGUUCGUGGCGGCAAACGAUAUUAAACAGAGUUGUGACACCAAAUAAGGAUCAUAAUGUUACAGAAAUUGAAAAAAUCAAUAUUCUCAAAAAUUCGGAAAUAUCCACUAAACGUAAAUCGAGACAAGAAUUACGAGAUUUGUGGAAAAAAGCAAUCAAUCAACAGUUAAUAUUGAUAAGAAUGGAAAAAGAAAACGCAAAACUUAGAGAACGUCAAGAGGAGGCAACAGUGAAAAGGAUCAAACUCGAAUAUGAUGAGCUUAGUAGCUGCGCGCGUGAAGUAAUAGAAGUUUGGGACCUUCUUGUUAGUAAGGAAUCCCGAGUCUCUACUAAAUGUGAUAAUCAAAUGCUUUUACACGCUAUUAAGCAAGGUGUACCGAAAGGAAAAAGGGGUGAAGUUUGGCAGUUUCUAGCCGAACAAUUUUGCUUAAAGCAACCACCUAUAGAUACACAAGAGUUUCCAAAUUAUAACACGCCCUAUGAACUUCUCUUGAAGCAACUCACAUCUCAGCAACAUGCUAUCCUUAUCGAUUUGGGAAGAACUUUCCCGAGCCAUCCAUAUUUUAGUUCGCCCUUGGGACCUGGUCAAUUAGCACUUUUCAAUUUAUUGAAGGCCUAUUCCUUACUAGAUCACGAAGUCGGUUAUUGUCAAGGCCUCAGUUUUGUCGCCGGAGUACUUCUGCUGCAUAUGGCGGAGGAUCAAGCCUUUUUCUUAUUACGGCAUCUGAUGUUUCGUCGAGGACUUAGAAAAUUAUAUUUACCAGAUAUGGCGGCAUUGCAAUUACACUUGUAUCAACUCUCUAGGUUGUUACACGAUCGCUUGCCAGCUAUCUAUAAUCAUUUCGACAAACAUGAAGUUUCACCUACUUUGUAUGCCGCUCCGUGGUUAUUGACACUGUUUUCAAGCCAAUUUCCUUUAGGUUUUGUAACUAGAGUUUUUGAUUUGCUGUUCCUGGAAAGCUCUGAAGUUCUUUUCCGUGUAUCAGUCGCAUUAUUAGAAGAACAUCAAGAUCAAUUGUUAUGUUGCGAUAGCUUUGAAGAAAUUAUGGAAUACCUCAAGACCCGUGUGCCAGCAAUAGACAAACAAAGCUUAGAUCGUAUAAUGAAACGGGUAUUUUAUCCUGAUUUAGAGAUUACAAAACAGUUAAAUGAAUACAGAGUGGAAUAUCAAGUGCUUCAAGAGGAAAUGAUAUCGGUAAAGCCACAAAUGGAGAAUUUGGAGAAGUUUAAAUUAAGAAACAAGCAGCUCACGCAAGAAGUUGCACAGCUUAGCGAGCAACUUGAGAUUACUAUGAGCAACUUGCACAGGUUCGAGACGGCGCGUCCAAUGCAACAAGCAACUAUCCAUAAACUUGAGUCUCAGAAUCGUAGUCUUGAAGUAACAGUAGCCACAUUAGGCGCAUUCAUUCAGCAAUUAGCGGAUACACGUGCUGAUAUCGAAAUUCCGGGUGAAGUUCGCAGAAUAAUCGCACAGCUGAGUAUGGUCGAGAAACGACGAAAUGCUAAUACAAAAUCAUAUCCUUUAAAAGUCAUCGAGGAUAACAAGCACGGAAUGAUAAAAAGUAAUUCGACUGGAAGAGAAUCUCAAAAUUUGUUAAGGAAUAAUAGCAUAGACACACCGUAUCCUUUGAAAUCGACUCUGAGCCAACCUAAUUUGGCAACGAAAUUAGAAAAGGUUUCUUCGUUCUUUUCAAAUUCGCACAAUCACAUACAGAAGCAACGCGCGCAGUUAGCAGCUCUCAGAAACGAGUUUUCAGAACAAGUGAUAAGAGGCAACAACGAUGAAAAUGAUCCUAAGACGGUCAACAUUGAUAUUCAAAUUACGGAUACUAUGAAUCUAGCGAACAAUCCGGUCCCACAGAACGAGAACAAUUUAAAAGUUCCAACUACCAAUUUGGAGAAGUCAAUAUCGUUACCAUUGAAACUCAAAUUGAAAUCGUCGAAGUCAGCAUAUGAAUUAGGUUCUAUAAAAAAGAUUCCGACUAGCAAACUCGAGGUUACAAGUAACGAUUCGUUAACAAAUUUGACAGGAACCAUACACCCACUUGAUACUUGUAGCGAUGUGAAUUUUCGAUUUAGCGGAACCACGAAAUUAAAAUCCAUCAAACCUGUAAAAUCUAGUCAGAGUCAAGAAGAUAAUAAUAACAAAGAAAAGCCCGACCAAAUCUCCGAUUCUUUCAACAGAUAACAAUUACUUUCAAAUGCAUCUUCAAAAAGCAUCUUACCGAAAAGAAUUUUCAUUAAAAAUAUAUAUUUAAAACGAUACUGGUGAUAAGUAAUUUAAAUUAAAGAUUGCAUCUUUAUAUUUGAUUACUCAUUACUAAAUUUUUUAACGGGCAUGUUUUAAAAACUAAUUUAUGUAAUUAUGAAAGGAGAGAAAUAAUUUUCGGUUCUUAUUCAUAUCUGAUGUUUAACACAUUAUAACUUGUAAGAAUAAAAUGUUCUGCUGCAAUAGUAUUGAACAUUACAUUUGAACAUUUCAACAACUACUAAAAUCCAUUGUUUCCAAAUAAACAUUUUAAAACAUGUAUAAAAAUGCAUUAAACAUUCAGAAAAUAAGGAAGAUAUCAAAAUAAGGUACUAAAGAGACAUACGCAAACAGUUUCAUAUUGCCAAAGGAAGUGCCAAACUUUCUCCGUAUUAGAAUAUAUUUUAUAGUAAGAUAAAAACGAUUUUGAUUACAUAAGUAAAAAUACGUAUAUAUGUUACAGGUAGAUACGUAUACUGCAUAUGUUCGCAUGACUAGAUGCAGUUGUGUCGUUGAAAAAUAUAUUAAUAAAAAUCAUUAAUGUAUAGGCCUGCUAUGCACCGUAAGAUUCAAAGAACUAAGUAUUACUAUUUUUGCACAAAACAAGCCUUGUGAUAUCAGGGAUAGUUGACACACACACACACACACACACACACACACACACACACACACACACACACACACACACACACACACACACACACGUAUGUAUGUAUGUAUAUAUAUGUACACAACUUGUAUACUUUCUGUUCUUUAUAGUAAAGUUUACCAUGGUUGAUAUACAGUUGCGACACAGUAGAAUUAGCUAUAUUUAACGUCCAUAUCAAACGUGUUGUAAAUUAGAGAAUAGCAAAUUACUCAAUCUCUAUAAAAAAAUGACAUUUUGACAGAUAUUAAUGUGAAAUAGAGAUAUUUGCAAAGAUAAAAUUAUAUUUUGUAGUGUAUUCGGGUCACUGUAAUAUUUUAUCAGCUAGUGAUUAUAUGUAACUCUAGUGACGUAUUAUUUGUAAUGAAAUAAUGCAAGUAUAUAAUUAUAUCUUAUAACGGAAAUAAAGAUAUUCUAUAUGUAAUUGUUUGUUAUCAAAUAGAUAUAUUAUAAUUAGAUCAUAUUUUGUAUUAUAUAAUAGUCUCAUAAACUAAGAAAUAUUUAAUAGAUUUCAUUAAUGUUUUGUUGGCUUGCUAAAUCUUAUUGUGAUGAUAGUUAAAAAUAUUUAAAUUAUUUACAAUAAAAAUAAAUUAAUAAUAA
Messenger RNA from Monomorium pharaonis (pharaoh ant), 7239 nucleotides. It is a transcript of the gene plx, whose product is annotated as TBC1 domain family member 1. The transcript is spliced from 15 exons. The coding region runs from base 2049 to 5933 and encodes 1294 amino acids. Lineage: Eukaryota; Metazoa; Arthropoda; Insecta; Hymenoptera; Formicidae. The record is from RefSeq and is a predicted model, not a curated record.